This is a messenger RNA of Aureobasidium vineae, 1747 nucleotides long. The record is from the annotation of a GenBank genome assembly. NCBI's taxonomy places the organism in Eukaryota, Fungi, Ascomycota, Dothideomycetes, Dothideales, Saccotheciaceae.
CAUGCGUGACCGCAGGAACACUAAUCUCUCCAUCUCGUCGACGGGUUCGUUCGCUUCAGCCCAUACAUCGCCAGUCGUUGCCGAUCACAGUCAGGACAGUGCAGAGAAGGGAAGAUUCCUUUGGAUCCCGGCCAGAGAAGACGCCGAACCUCUACCCUCACCCCUACUAAAACAUGCGCGGGAGAAUCAACAUGGCUUCUUCGACAAUUGGCAAAGGACACUUCGAUGGCGCACAGUCGUCAUGCUGUUCGUUCUGGCCAUUGUCUUGAUCUGCUAUACUCUUGCUCCUAUAUUGACGGUAGAUGUCCAAUUCGAUGCCGUCUUCGCCAAUGCCGACAAACAGAUUGACCUCAUCAACGGAGCGCCCAUUCCCGAUCAUCCCAUCCCUGUGAUCUUCCAGGACCAAUACGGUCAGCCUCGAUGGACCGUCUCGAUACCCCCUUCAUUCGGGUUUCCUCUUGAGCACCAUGAAUAUGACAAGAUAUGUUCGACCAGCGAAGGAGUCAGGGCCAGCGUCGAAGCCAUGACAGGUCGCGCAUCAAGAAUCCAUGGCAAGAGCAGACCACACUUCUGGAAACGACCUUACUACGCGGCAGACAGGACGUUUAUGCCAGUCGACGAAGCCGAAGACAUGAAUCUGCUACCAGCCAUGCCGGAAGGACACAAGCACAUUUCGGUCCUUGGUCAUUUCUCAUCUUCCGGUCUGCCAGAGCAGUUUGACCUUCGUCAUGGAGACAAGCGAAGCUGGCUUUGGCAACACUCUCCUUGCCCUCUGGUUGAGUUACGGCAUGGCCAAGAAGGAAGGUCGCACUUUCUUCAUCGACGAUUCCAACUGUCAGCUUGUGCACCUCCGCCGGCAAACCAGGUCCUUCCCUGUCCUCAUAGUGCCCGCCAUUUGGUUGUUUCUGCAGCUACCUUGCCUUGGACUUUUGGAAGUGCAUUCAAGUCCGAGUACCAACAGUCACUCAAGCACGGAUUCAAGAAGAAUCGCCCCAUCUAUGACCUGGUCCGCCGAGGCUACCAAGACCUAUUCGACCUGCAGGGAGAGGACGGGUCCUUCUUAGCACACAAGCUGACGGUGAUGCGUGCCGCCGCUUCCGCCUCACAGACGCCACUUGUCGGCAUGCACAUUCGUCGUGGAGACCUGCAUCCUUUCGAGGUCGAGUACAGCCAUGACUACCUCCCAUUCGAGCGCUACACAUCUGCAGCUAGCGAGCUGUUUGCUUCUUUCUCACCAAACAAGUCGUCGAUGGAGCCCACUGCUUUGCUUCUUGCCUCGGACGAUCCGGACAUUCUGUCGUCGCACGAUCUCGUCAAUACACUCCCCUCCCACCUCACCGUUUCACGCCCACAAGAACGUAUUGUUCUCGCCAGUAAGAAGACACUGGAACCUGCAAAGCCCAUUCGUAAGCCUGGAUCCGCCUAUGUCAAACAUGUCGACGAGAACUCUGGCUGGGAAGGAGGGUUCUAUGCUUCUUUGUUCUUCUCCCUUGGCAAAGGCCAUCCUUCGGCAUCUAAGCAGGGAAUGGGUGAUGAGAUGCAGAGGGCUGUUCUGAAACUGAGAGAGCUCGUUGGACGUGCCUACCUGCUCGAUCUGGCAGUAGUAGGGCAUGCGGAUGGCGCUGUUUGCGCCAGCUCAAGCGCAGCCUGUCGCAUCAUAGGAGUCAUGAUGGGCGCCGACAAGAUGAACAACGGGCAGUGGAGAAACGUGGACGGCAACCGCGUGUGGAGCUGGGAUGGAAAGGUU